AUGUCGUCUGCUCGGUCUUCUAAGCGGCAGAAGCUCCAGCACCCUGGUUCACGAUCCAACCCAAUUCAAAUUUCCGACGACGAAACCGGUUCCGAAGCAGGCGAUUUGAGCACGGCGGCCUCUGAGCCAGACUCUCUUCGGCCUUUGCUUUUUGUCCUCGAUACUCUCAACCGCGAUGAGCACCUUGGAAUGAUUUUGGAACGUGCGAGAGUCGCCAAUACCAGCCAAAAUACCCUCAAGACCCUGUUGGACAGUUCCACGGUCAUGGAACCAGGAACCCAGCCCGAGCCCAAAAUUGUCAGGAGCGGUACAGGAGACGAUACAACGUUGCAAGUGGAAACCACCUCUAAUGGACAAACAAUCAUCCCGCGAAACGAGACGAGCUUCCUCCAAGAUCACCCAACUGCAGGACCAUUUCCCUCUCUCCAACAGAUCGAGCACUUGAUGUAUCUCCCUGGCCGCGCCCUCAUGUCUGCCUGUCGGCUAUCUGAAGCAGUACAUCGAUGGGCCAAAGUCCUGGAUAAUCUCUACAGUCUGUGGGAGUCAUUGUGGAAUAUCUAUGACGCAAUGACAAAGCCGGGACCAAGCUCAAGGCCUCUGAAAAUACGCAUGCUCUGGGAAGAACAGAAUCCGCCAAUGUUGCAGGACCUGGAGAGGAUCGUAGCCGACGUGCAGAUUGCAGAGGGAGAGUUGGACAAGCUCGCAGAGGCGGUACUCACGGAAGCUGCUGCUCAUGUCAGCCAGGGAUGA
This is a messenger RNA of Fonsecaea erecta, 750 nucleotides long. RefSeq lists its product as hypothetical. Lineage: Eukaryota; Fungi; Ascomycota; Eurotiomycetes; Chaetothyriales; Herpotrichiellaceae. The transcript has a single exon. The record is from RefSeq and is a predicted model, not a curated record. Bases 1 to 750 code for a protein of 249 amino acids.